Dendrobium catenatum is the source of this 2320-nucleotide messenger RNA. Its product is annotated as two-component response regulator-like APRR9. NCBI's taxonomy places the organism in Eukaryota, Viridiplantae, Streptophyta, Magnoliopsida, Asparagales, Orchidaceae. Gene Ontology annotation, molecular function: protein binding. The coding region runs from base 160 to 1986 and encodes 608 amino acids. The transcript has 8 exons. Gene Ontology annotation, biological process: phosphorelay signal transduction system; cytokinin-activated signaling pathway. The record is from RefSeq and is a predicted model, not a curated record.
GUGUCAUUAUGUCAUUCUUCGCGAGACGAAGAGAUGCAAAGGCGGAGAUAUUUCCGUAAUGGUCGAGCGCUGAGGCGGUUACACGAUGCAGCCUAAUUGUUCGACGAAAUGUCCAUAUAGACCACAGAGGGGAGAGAGAACCGAAGAACUGAAGAGAGAAUGGGAGGAGAAGAAGUAAACAAGGCUUUGGGAUCGGAGGAGGUAGAGGAACAAGGCGAGGAAGUGACAUGGGAGAAGUUGUUGCUUAGGGAACCCGUGAGGGUUCUUCUAGUCGAGCGGGAUGAUUCUACGAGGCAGAUCAUUGCUGCUCUGCUACGCAAGUGCGGUUAUAGAGUUAUGGUAGCAUCUGAUGGAUUGAAGGCAUGGGAGACCCUGAAGGAGAAAGAUCAUAAUAUUGACCUUGUUCUUACAGAGGUUGAAUUACCUAAGAUUUCUGGAGUUGUCCUUCUAACCAUGAUGAUGGAACAAGAAAGCUGCAACCACAUACCCGUUAUAAUGAUGUCAUCAAAUGAUUCUGUUAGCAUAGCCUUCAAAUGUAUGAUAAAAGGUGCAGCAGACUUCCUUGUGAAGCCUAUCAGGAAGAAUGAAUUGAAAAAUCUCUGGCAACAUGUUUGGAGAAAACGAAAGCAUCAGGGUGAAAUUGCUGUAACUCGGAAUGAAAUGGUUGACUCAUGUUAUGAUCAUUGUCGAACUAAGAAUGCAACCAAUGACCAAGAUGAUGUGGAUUGCUGCGAGAAAGAAAGUGAUGCUCAAAGCUCUUGUACAAGGUCAGAUAUGGAAGUUGAGAGUACAUGCAAGCUACGAAACAAUAUGGAGCUUAAUCAAGCACGACACAGAAAUUUAUCUCUUUUUGAUGAUCUAAUUAUUCCUAAUAAUCAUUUCGAGAAACAGUCGGAUGGCAUUUCCCUAUUUCAAAAUGAUGAAUCCAACGGAGUUAUAUCAUUAGGUAGCGAUAUACAACCAGAAGGACAGACCAAUUGCCAAGAGGUGGAUCGGGAUGAGUCUUCUACAGAAUUGGUUGAUCUGAUUGAAGUAAUUAAUAAGCAGCCAAAGCGUAUUUGUAUUUCUGAGAACUCUCGUGAUAUAGAGUUGGAAAAGAAGUCGAGCUCCAUGCCUUCUCUUGAACUUUCUUUGGAUGGAUACUCCCAUGAUAAUCCCAAUAAGCAAGAGAAUGAUGGGUCAAAUACAUUGCAUCAUUCAAAUUCCUCAGCUUUUUCAAUUUACACAAACAACAGUACAGCGGUUCCCAAUUUUCAAGCGCAAAACAAAGGAAGUUGUAAUGGUUCUACUGAGCUGUCACCUUAUCAAUCUACUGUCAAUCCUCUACAUUAUAAUGGUUUGAUUCCUGAACCUGAUAAAACCAAGUUUAUGAAUGAUGCCACACUUUCCAGUCAGGAAGGAACUGCAGCAUUUCCUUGUACUCCGAUUCGACUAGUUCCCUUCCCUGUUCCUGUUGGAGAGAUCUGCGCUGGAUCUAAUCCCCUCUUACAGUCCAUAUUUUAUCCACAAUCAGCUCCACCUUUCUGGUGCCCCAUGCCUUCCACAUUACAGGGGACUUUUACAGAACAUUUUUCUCUCGAAAGCCAUGACUUCCAAGGUCAUCAUAAGCAGGAAGAAGCUAUGAUGGUUGACGAACAAAGACAUUUUUCAGCUGUAACUGGGGAUAGCGAUAGUGUUUGUAAUGACAGCAGAUAUAAUCUGAAUGAGAAUGGAUCAACUGGUGCUUCUAAUGAAAUUAAUAGACCUGUCACCACAUUCAAUACUUGUGAAUCCAGUGCAAGGUCCGGAGAUGACGAUUCUUUUCAGUUCAUUGGGGAACUUAAGUCGGCCAAUCAAAGUCAUUUGAGCCAAAGAGAAGUCGCUUUGAACAAAUUCCGGUUGAAGAGAAAGGAAAGAUGCUUUGAGAAAAAGGUGCGCUACCUAAGCAGGAAAAAGCUAGCCGAACAACGUCCUCGAGUAAGGGGGCAAUUUGUUCGCCAAGUCUAACCAGAUCCUCCUCCUGUACAGUCAAAUCGCUGCCUCUGUGAAUCCACAGGUGGUUCGUUCGUUAGAUUUCUGAUUGAGAUUGAUACUAAUAAUAGUGUUUAACUAUGAUGAGUUGAGACUAAGCUACAGGAGAUCAAUGUUUCUAACUGUUUGCUUGAUAGUUAUUUCUUUGUGUUCUAAGAAAUAUCACAGAUUUAAGAUUGAAGUACUGAUGUGUUGGAAGAGUUUACAAGAAAGAAUACUUGACUGUUGUUAAGAUAGUUGUUACUGACGCUUGGUCUGUUGGUCAUACCAAUCUUUUUUGUUGUAUAUAUUGCAAAACUUUUUUUUUUUU